CAUAAAAACUGGAAAUAUAAUAUGAAAUAUUGUUUAUCGGAAAUAAUCACAUGUCCUGUCCGUCGCUGUACAAUUUCUAAAUUUAAUUCUCAGAAAAGAAAACAAAGCAGAAAGCCGGAGGAAUGAUCUUGUCAAAAUGAUGUGAUAUUGAGAAAAUUUGAUUUCAAUCACAAUGGCUGAUAAAGUAAAUGGGGUGAAGGUCACAUUGGCAAUUAAGGAACAUCGGAUGCUGCAGAUAUCAAGAACAGAACAAUCAUUAGACAGUUUAAAAAACGAUAUCAGGAGAAAAUUUCCACUUCUUAACCAACCAAAUGUAUUUUUAAAAUUGUUCUGGAAAGAUGAAUAUGGUGACAAAAUUUCUAUGGCAACAAAUUCUGAUCUGAUUCAGGCUUUGAAUUUAACAGAUGGUAAACUACAACUAGAAAUAGAAGUUGACAACAUAGCUGAAAGGGAAUUAAGUCAAAAAGCAGCUGAGAAAACACAGGCAGAACUAGAAGCCCAAUACAGUGCAAGAUAUCCUCCUCUAGCUAGUCUAGUGGAGACCACAUCACGUAGUAUAUCCCACCAAGAUUCAGCAAGUAGUGGUGUACAUGAAUCAAUUCCCAGACAAACAAGUUCAGCAUCAGAACCUCCAAGGGAUCGGUCUGAUGUACUAGAUAUCCCAGUGGAUCACAAUACACUAUUACUUGACGGAUGGCCUUCAUCAGAGACAUAUUCUCUGAAUAUGAUAAAGAAAGGAAAGAAAUAUUUAGAUGAGAAUUUCCUGUCAAACAGGACAUAUGAUACAGACCCAGGAAAGCAGUGUAGAGUUUUGUGUAUACUAAACAAACAGAGUAGAGAUAAAGCUUUAUAUCAAGGAAAUGGUAUAGACGUUGAAUGUACAUGGCUUCAGCAGAUGAAAAAGCAGUUCAAAUGGGACUUACAGAUACAUAAAGAUAAAACAUCAGCUGAAAUCUGUGACAUACUGGAAAAUGAAAGGAAUCGUGAUUUUAGUGUAAAUCAUUCAUUAUUUGUGAUAAUUAUAUCGAGGGGUGAUCAGUAUGGUAUGUAUGGUACCAAUGGAGAGCGGAUUGAGUAUUGGGGCAUCACAACUAGGUUUGAUGAAGUCUCAGAUCUAAAGGGAAAACCAAAGAUAUUUAUACUAGAUGACUGUGAAAUUGGAAGUGAUAUCCAUGAUGAAGUAUAUUCAAGAGGGGUGCAAGAAGAAACACCAACAAAUCCUAAACAACUGAUAAGGACAGUGAGUGGUAGAGAGGUCCUGGCAGAUCAGAGAGAUUCUGUAGCUCUCCCAAACAAGAAACUAGAUACAUAUAUCUGUAAAGCUUCAACACUGGGAAGAAAUGAUUCAGUAGUGAAGGGAUCGUGGGUCAUUGGUGCCCUGAUGUCUGUGAUGUGUAAGGCUGCCAACAACAUGACAUUCAAACAGAUGAUGAUACAGGUACAGUUGAUGAUACAAGAUGCAAUUAUCCCUGAUGGCAAGCCAGACCCUGAUAUGAUAAUAACAGAUGAUCUAACAAAAGACUUCUAUCUGCUUCCACCACCUUGUUAAAUGUUCCAUUUUGUCUGGUAAAGUGUUGAAAGAUGUUUCAUGUGAAAAACUUCUACGAUGUAUUAUAGACAUGCAUAAACUUAUGAAAUGUUAUAUCUGUGAUCAUUUUAAACUCAGGCUAGUUUAUAGCUAAUCAUUUGAAACAGUCCUAUAUUAUUCAGACUAGUUCAAAAUUAAUCAUGAUUUGAAAUAGUCCCGUAUUAUUCAGACUAGUUUAAAACUAAUCAUGAUUUGAAACAGUCCUAUAUUAUUCAGACUAGUUUAAAACUAAUCAUGAUUUGAAACAGUCCUAUAUUAUUCACACUAGUUCAAAAUUAAUCAUGAUUUGAAACAGUCCUUGAUUAUCCAGACUAGUUCAAAACUAAUUAUAUUAUCCUCUUGUUGUAUAGAGACUAUUCUGAAGCUUAUCAUGAUGCGAAGAAGUCUUAUAAUUCAAUUUAGUUUACAUUGUAAGGAUUAAGUUGUUAUUACUCAAUUCAGUAUUUCCAAAAUUACCCAAAUAGUCCAUUUUUUAUUGGUUUUUCUUGCUGAUUUUAACAAAUCUUUUGAAAAUGGUGUAGCAUAAUGAAGAAUUACAGGUAUAUUUUGUCUUCUGUUCAAGUGGACAUACUUUUUUGGAAAUUAUGACCCAUGCACUAAUUUCAUGAUAGUUAAUUUACCAAAAUGUUUUGUCUUGUUUAGAAUUAUUGGCCUAAUUUUUAUUUUAAGUAAAGUUGCAUAAUAAUAUCAUUUUUAGCUCACCUGACCUGAAAGGUCAAGUGAGCUUUUCUCAUCACUUUGCGUCCGUCCUCCGUCGUCCUGCGUCCGUCGUCCUGCGUCCGUCGUCCUGCGUCCGUCGUCCGUCGUCCGUAAACUUUUACAAAAAUCUUCUCCUCUGAAACUACUGGGCCAAAUUUAACCAAACUUGGCCACAAUCAUCAUUGGGGUAUCUAGUUUUGAAAAUGUGUGGCGUGACCCGGUCAACCAACCAAGAUGGCCGCCACGGCUUAAAAUAGAACAUAGGGGUAAAAUGCAGUUUUUAGCUUAUAACUCAAAAACCAAAGCAUUUAGAGCAAAUCUGACAUGGGGUAAAAUUGUUCAUCAGGUCAAGAUCUAUCUGCCCUGAAAUUUUCAGAUGAAUCGGACAACCCGUUAUUGGGUUGCUGCCCCUGAAUUGGUAAUUUUAAGGAAAUUUUGCUGUUUUUGGUUAUUAUCUUGAAUAUUAUUAUAGAUAGAGAUAAACUGUAAACAGCAAUAAUGUUCAGCAAAGUAAGAUUUACAAAUAAGUCAAUAUAACCGAAAUGGUCAGUUGACCCCUUUAGGAGUAAUUGCCCUUUAUAGUCAAUUUUUAACCAUUUUUCGUAAAUCUUAGUAAUCUUUUACAAAAAUCUUCUCCUCUGAAACUCCGUGGCCAAAUUAAACCAAACUUGGCCACAAUCAUCAUUUGGUUAUCUAGUUUUAAAAAUGUGUGGCGUGACCUGGUCAACCAACCAGGAUGGCCGCCACGGCUAAAAAUAGAACAUAGGGGUAAAAUUCAGUUUUUGGCUUUUAACUCAAAAACCAAAGCAUUUAAAGCAAAUCUGACAUGAAGUAAAAUUGUUUAUCAGGUCAAGAUCUAUCUGCCCUGAAAUUUUCAGAUGAAUCGGACAACCCGUUAUUGGGUUGCUGCCCCUGAAUUGGUAAUUUUAAGGAAAUUUUGCUGUUUUUGGUUAUUAUCUUGAAUAUUAUUAUAGAUAGAGAUAAACUGUAAACAGCAAUAAUGUUCAGCAAAGUAAGAUUUACAAAUAAGUCAAUAUAACCGAAAUGGUCAGUUGACCCCUUUAGGAGUAAUUGCCCUUUAUAGUCAAUUUUUAACCAUUUUUCGUAAAUCUUAGUAAUCUUUUACAAAAAUCUUCUCCUCUGAAACAACUGGGCCAAAUUAAACCAAACUUGGCCACAAUCAUCAUUUGGUUAUCUAGUUUUGAAAAUGUGUGGCGUGACCUGGUCAACCAACCAAGAUGGCCGCCACGGCUAAAAAUAGAACAUAGGGGUAAAAUUCAGUUUUUGGCUUUUAACUCAAAAACCAAAGCAUUUAAAGCAAAUCUGACAUGAAGUAAAAUUGUUUAUCAGGUCAAGAUCUAUCUGCCCUGAAAUUUUCAGAUGAAUCUGACAACCCGUUGUUGGGUUGCUGCCCCUGAAUUGGUCAUUUUAAGGUGAUUUUGCUGUUUUUGGUUAUUAUCUUGAAUAUUAUUAUAGAUAGAGAUAAACUGUAAAAAACAAUAAAUGUCGGCAAAGUAAGAUCUACAAAUAAGUCAACAUGACCGAAAUUGUCAGUUGACCCCUUUAGGAGUUAUUGCCCUUUAUAGUCAAUUUUUAACCAUUUUUUCGUAAAUCUUAGUAAUCUUUUACAAAAAUCUUCUCCUCUGAAACUACUGGGCCAAGUUAAUUAUAGAUAGAGAUAAUUGUAAGCAGGAAAAAUGUUCAGUAAAUUAAGAUGUACAAACACAUCACCAUCACCAAAACACAAUUUUGUCAUGAAUCCAUCUGCGUCCUUUGUUUAAUAUUCACAUAGACCAAGGUGAGCGACACAGGCUCUUUAGAGCCUCUAGUUUUUUAUCCUGAUGACUUUUCUUCUGAUGUAAGUUUUAUCUUGUUUGCAGAUAGUGCUGUGAUUUUUGCAAAUCAAUCAAUUAACUUUUUCUCCAGUGCGCUUAUAUUUGACAGAAUCAAUGGUUUCUUUUAGACCGAGAAAUUAAUUCUUGUCAAUUUUGUUUUGUGGAAGUAGAUAUUGAGCAGGCUUUUUAUAAGUAAUUGUCUAAUGAGGAGCUGCAUGUUUUUAGCUGAUUGAAGGUUUUUAAUGCCAACAUUUCACAUCAUGUUGUUGGGAGCUUUCAUGUGAAUACUAACACAUCCAUUCAAAGUAUAUUACUUAUAUAUCAAUUUUGUUACAAUAUUUCAUUAAUCUACAUGUAUAUGGUCUUAUCAUAAUUUGCUGCUUCCAUUAUUAACAAAUACAUAUCCAUUUAUCACUUAAUUAUGUUAGAUUAAGCAAAUCAAAACUAUGCCAAAUAAUUUACAAUAUAUGUAUUUGUUCCAGAACAAAUCUACCUUAUAGUAUAUUGUAUAAGGUUGAUUGAUAGAUUGAUAGUUGCAGAAAGUCAAAUUAUAGCAAAAAAGAUUGUGCUAUAAUUUUGUGAAUUUUAGCUGACGAAAUGUGCCAAAUAUAUAUUGUAAAAUCUAUUUUGUGUAUGGAUUAGACAAAUGAGCACAUGAUCACUUUUAAUUUAUACCCAAAUGACAUAUUUGACUAAAAAGGAGUUCCAUUUUUAAGUAAUAUUUACAGCAUGAUAUAUGCCUUCUGCUGUGUGCACACAAUAAGAUUAUUAGCAAAGUGAAAAAGCAGUCAAUAAAUGGGGAAAAAAAACAUAUCUUGGUUUUUAAACACUAGAAACGUAUUUUUUAAUAUUCCUAAACAGACUUUCUGUUUGAUAAACAAUAUUAAAGAAAGAGUGUGAAUUUUUUACAGUGACUUGUACUUAACCAGUACAUAUAUGCAUCAAUUAAUUAGUCAGUAACAGCUUCUGAACUUACGUUUGUAUUAAAAUGUACAUUUAAACAUGUGUUUGUGUUAAUAUGUACAUUUUAACAUGUGUUUGUGUUAACAUGUGUAUGUAUGUACAUCCAGAUUAUAAAACAUUGAAUUUGAUUUUAAAGAGUGCUAUUAUUUAUGUUUAAAGUGAUUUAAUAUUUUUAAUGUAAUGAAAGCAAUGAAUACAUCUUGAUUUUAUUGCACAAAUUUGUCUAAGAUUUUAUGUAUGUAUGGCUCAAGCCUUUGAUUAACAGAGCUAACAAAGAGAAAAUCAACAUUUCCUUAACCUUUUUGUAUAUAUGUAGUUGUAUAGGGUGAACCCACACCUGGAGUGGUGAUUGUGUGGUAGGGUAAUAAACAAGUAGAUACCUAUAGGUAUUCACAAUUGUCUUUGAAAAAGUAAGAAAUUAUAGACAUUAAAGACAAAAACACUUGUUAAUUACCACAAAGUAAUUUAUAAGUGGUGUUGUCUUUAAUGUCGAUAAUUUAUGUAUAUAGAAAGGUUUUAACAACAUUUGUAUGUAAAAAAGAAAGGUAGAAAUUAUUUUUAUCUCUGUAAAAUUGUAUAAAUAUUAUACUAUGUAUAUUAAACAUGUACUAUGCUAAUUAAAUCAAUUUCCAAAAUAACUUGACGCUGAUGUGAAAUGUGUUUUUCAUGUUUUCAAUACAUAAAAAGAGAGAUUCAUUCUGAAAUUGCCAAUCUCAUCUUAAAAUUUUUAGAUUUUUAAUUCUCUUCAUGGAAUCACAACUAGGCUUUCUAAAUCUGUAAUUUGAACUUAUUGUCGAUGCAUAAUUUUAUUGCUUUCAAUAUACUCUUUUUAUUUAAAUUACAACAUAAACCAUUCAAAUGUUGACCAAUUUUAAUUGCAAGAGAUCAGUUGAACUUUGAUUCUACCAAGACAUAUUCUAAACAUGUGUUAGAUAUUGAAAUCGCAAGUGUUUGAUUGUACUUCUGGUAAAUCUAUCGAAUCAAUAUCACAAUGUAAUGUUCUAGUGGAACUCUGGUGAAUCUAUUUAAGGCAAUAUCACCCAAAUGAAGCAGUUUCAUCUGAGACUGAACUUAAUUAAUUUUAGAACUGAAUUUUUGUCAUUUGGAAUUGAAAAAUAGCAGAAUACAAUCUGUCUAGAUCUUUAUUGAAAUAUGCAUUUUUUUUUAGGUAGGAAUGUAAUUCAUUUGUAAGACUAUUAAUUACAAUGAAGAAAAAUAUAGUUUUAUCUUAUUAUUUCUACUGUUAAUGGUUUUGUUUGAUUUAAUUUUUUUUCGACUUUGUCAUAUAAGGGGAGAUAACUCAGAUAACAUUAUUUUUAUUAAGGAAUGUGUAGUUAAUCUACCUCUCUUGUUUUAUAGCAAGAAAACAAGUCACAUGACCCUAAGUUUUAAUUUUAUUUUCUGAAAGCACAUUAUAAGAGCUAUCCUCUCAUAUUCUAUCUUAAAAUUCUGUGGACCAUUUUCUUUUUAUCACACAAAAUUGGUUUUUCCUUGUAUAAUAUUAACAAAAUCUGACAAAUUUGCACAACUUGGAAAAAAAGCUCUGUGACCCAUACUUUUUAUUAUAUUUUUGAAAAUAGCAUGAUAUAAACUACAUUUUGGAAAAUUAUUUAAAAAUUCUGUCUAUUUUAAUUUAAAACUGCCAUCUACCUUAUUAAGGUGAAAUUUUAAGACAUAAUUUCUAUAAGGAUUAAACAAUCUACUGUAAUAAGACUAUAGGUACUACCAUAAAACCAAUUGUGUCUUCAUGUGUUGAGCAAAUAAUGAUUUAGUUGAUAUAAACUGUAAAUUGGAAUAGUUUGGCUCUUGUCAUAUUUUAACUUAUUUGGUGCCUUAGAUAAAAGUACAUUUUUUACCAAAAUUUAAGACAGAAGUAUUAACAUUUACCAAAAAGAUAACUGCAUGAUUUUUAAUAGUCGUAUGUAAAACUCUUUGUCAAAACAUGAAAUGUCUGAACAGUUAAUGAUCCUUCUUACUUGGUCAUAUGAUGAAUCACUAGUUUACCUAUUUUAAUUACUAGUUGUCCAAAACUAAUUGAACUAUGAAUUUUAUUAUGACAUAAAUAAAAAAUGGUCUUGGCACAAAGUGCCAACAUUUGACACUUCUCAAUUAUCAACAGUAGCCACUUCUUUAGAGGUAAAAACUGCCAAAAUAUCUCAAUUUACAAACUAAACAGAAAACUGUUUAAUAUUUGUUGUUUUGAAUUGUAUUUCAAAAUUUUUUAUACAAAAUUGUGAUAUUGUUAAAUAUCUUCAUUCAAACGAUACCAGUGCUUUAUUUGUAAUCUAUUGUAGGUAAUAAUUGUUUAUGAUUAAAAAUAUAAUGAAUGAUAAAUA
Mytilus californianus (California mussel) is the source of this 7421-nucleotide messenger RNA. Its product is annotated as caspase-3-like. Gene Ontology annotation, molecular function: caspase binding; cysteine-type endopeptidase activity. Gene Ontology annotation, cellular component: protein-containing complex. Lineage: Eukaryota; Metazoa; Mollusca; Bivalvia; Mytilida; Mytilidae. Bases 173 to 1549 code for a protein of 458 amino acids. The record is from RefSeq and is a predicted model, not a curated record. The transcript is spliced from 10 exons. Gene Ontology annotation, biological process: proteolysis.